AUGUGGCCGGCUCUCUUCGCCGCGGCGGUGGCUGCCUCCACCGGGCUCCUCGCCAAGAACCACCUCUCCAAGCGCGCCUCCGUGAUCACCGACUCCGAUCCGCAAAACGACGCCGUCGUGGAGAACGCGACGCCGCGGAGCCCCGUCGGUUCGGUUUCUCGGCCUCCGUGGGACAGCGACUGCGAGGAUCAGGUGAAGGAGGGGAUCUUUAGGUUUUCGAGCGACUGCGGGAGUGGGGAGAAGAAGAAGAAGACGAAGCUUCGGUUGAAGAAGAAGAAGAAUGUGGCGGAGGAGCAGCAGCAGAAGAAGAAGAGUGGGAGGAGAGUUGGCGUUUGCUUGAAGAGGAGGAAGACUGUUCCUUCCAAAUGUGGAUCGUCUUCGAAUCCCAAAGAUACUACCUCAUUGUUUAACUGGGGACUUAAUAUUGGGAUCAUGUACAUGAUGACUGCUGGAAAAGCUGAAAUCAAUAAGCUGAACACAACCAUGGAUGAGACUGCAAAAGUUGUGCAGGAGUUAAAAUCUGAGCUAAAUAAAAGAAAAGCAUCACAGAGUCAGCAAGUUUCUUGUUCUGAAAGUGAAGCCAAUACACAAUAUCAGAGCCCUAGUUGCAAGCGUUCCCAGACAGAACUCACGAAGUCAAGUGCAGAAUACGGUGAACCUAAUUAUAUGAGAGCUUCCAGCUUCCAAAUAUCUGAUGUCGAAUGUCCAAGUAGUGUUCUUACAGAGGACCCAGAGCCAGAGGUCAUGGACAUGGAUCAAUUGGAAGCAGAACUUGAGUCUGAAUUGCAAAAACUUCCAUGGUGCUCUACAGAAGCUCCUCAGCAAGAGGGGUUCAGAAAUCUGGAAAAGGGUUUUGUCUCUGAUGAUUCAGCUCAAAAGUUUCAUGGACAAGCAGCAAAGGGUAUUGUUAUUGAGCAAUUUCAAGGAGUAUUACCAGCUGAGCUAGACCAGAAAUUAUGCCAUGUGCUCAUUGAACAGCAGGAAAGCCAAAUUGUGGAGCUGGAAUCCGGACUGCAGUCUGCCCAAUCGAAACUCCAAGAAAAAGAAACUGAACUUCAAGCAUUGAAGGACUGUGUUAAACGCCUGACUCAGUUAAAUCUUUCUACUGUCUCAGAUGAUGAGAAUGAGGCUCACAAUGAACAAGAGCAGACCACUCAUUGGAAUUACAACAUGGAGGGAUCUGAGUCACUAAAAUCAGUUGUUGGGAUGAAAAGACCUAUGGAUUAUGAAGCCUGA
Fragaria vesca subsp. vesca is the source of this 1236-nucleotide messenger RNA. RefSeq lists its product as uncharacterized. The record is from RefSeq and is a predicted model, not a curated record. Gene Ontology annotation, biological process: asymmetric cell division. The coding region runs from base 1 to 1236 and encodes 411 amino acids. Lineage: Eukaryota; Viridiplantae; Streptophyta; Magnoliopsida; Rosales; Rosaceae. The transcript has 4 exons.